AGUAGUGAUUAAAACUUUGAUGGAGGAACAUCAUUUUAACGGACCUAAGUUCUGGCCUUUUUGACCAACUACUCAUACAUACAACGGCUAAAAAGAGCAAAUAAAAGAUUUACGUCAAUUUACGGGCUAUAUUAAACCUUUGUGGUUCAACAUGUUCUUUGGACUCAAAGUGUAUAUUUCGAUCCUGCUCCAGUCCUUUCUUCUGGCACAUUCGUGUAGACAUGAUCUCUAUCCAGCACCAUGUAAAUCGAAUGAGAAAUGUGUAAGUCUUGGUAUGUGUUCCGAUUUAUAUAACUUUUAUAGAACCAAUGGAAAUUUGCACAAUGUGAUCAAAACGCUAAAUAGAAAGAGCUGUGGCAUCGAUAGAGGACAUACUUCCUUAGAUAAGAACAUAGAAGUCUGCUGCCCGAAAACACGUAAUCACCACCCAAUAUAUCCAGCUGAAUGUUCAGAUUGUAAAUGGGACGAGAAGUGCGUCACACAAGAUGAGUGCCACAGUAUUCACAACAUUCACGAAUCCCUUAAGCAGAAUGAAAUAUAUUGGCCCAACAAUCGGAAUUUUGGUUUCGUCUGCUGCCCACAGCCUGGUGACAAGCUGCCAAAUAGGGAGUUUUGCGGACAAAGAAAAGCAAAUUUGAGAAUCUUGAAUGGCAUAGAUACGGAGCCUAAUGAGUUCCCCUGGAUGACAUUGUUGAUGUACCAGAAUUCCACAAACCUUGUCCACUUAUGUGGGGGCUCCCUGAUCAACAACCGCUACGUCCUGACCGCGGCUCAUUGUGUAGACAAAAACGAUUUGCCAUUUAACUUUUUGCUGAGGAGUGUGCGGCUUGGCGAGCAUAACACCUCCACCAAUCCGGACUGCAUCAUACAACCGAAUGGAAAAAUAAUAUGCGCUCCUCUGCAUCUGGAGGUCGACGUGGAGAACAUCUUUGUGCACCCCACAUACAGGGGGUGGAGAAACGGAAACGACAUUGCCUUGCUGCGACUGGAAGUGCCAGUACGCUAUACUCUUCAAAUACAACCCAUUUGUGUUCCACCAAACUUUUUCAACUUGAAAAACUUGAAUCUGACAAUUGCCGGCUGGGGCCAUACGAAUAACGAAAAGGAUCAACAAGUGAAGUGUUGAUGUACAACACCAUUAGGACCAGCAAUAUAGAAAAAUGCAUGACCAAAGAAACCAAGUUUAAUUACAGAUCGCAAAUUUGUGCAGGGGGCCAGAAUGGAAGGGACACAUGCCAGGGCGAUUCUGGUG
Messenger RNA from Drosophila gunungcola (fruit fly), 1252 nucleotides. Its product is annotated as spaetzle-processing enzyme-like. Bases 152 to 1126 code for a protein of 324 amino acids. NCBI's taxonomy places the organism in Eukaryota, Metazoa, Arthropoda, Insecta, Diptera, Drosophilidae. Gene Ontology annotation, molecular function: serine-type endopeptidase activity. Gene Ontology annotation, biological process: proteolysis. The transcript is spliced from 4 exons. The record is from RefSeq and is a predicted model, not a curated record.